This is a messenger RNA of Mytilus californianus (California mussel), 813 nucleotides long. RefSeq names its product carboxypeptidase B-like. Gene Ontology annotation, molecular function: metallocarboxypeptidase activity; zinc ion binding. The transcript has a single exon. The coding region runs from base 1 to 813 and encodes 270 amino acids. The record is from RefSeq and is a predicted model, not a curated record. Gene Ontology annotation, biological process: proteolysis. Lineage: Eukaryota; Metazoa; Mollusca; Bivalvia; Mytilida; Mytilidae.
AUGAAACCUGCAAUUUUGAUAGAUGGUGGAAUACAUGCACGUGAAUGGAUCUCACCAGCGGUAGUGCUGUAUAUUAUUAACCAACUUAAGAAUAAUCCUCAACAGGAUCCUGCCAUAGAAAAAUUGGUCGACUUGUAUGACUGGUAUUUCAUCCCUGUAAUCAAUCCAGAUGGCUACGUUUAUACUUAUACCACAGAUCCUUGCUGGAGGAAAAAUCGACGACAAACGUCGUCAAACCCCGUUUGCUAUGGUGUUGAUUUAAAUAGAAAUUUUGGUUAUGAUGACAAAACGUGGGAUCCUUCUGUUGGUGGAUCAUCAGAUCCUUGUAAUUAUGUCGGUUAUGCUGGUACAGGUCCUUUUACUGAGGAGGAAAGUAAAGCCGUGAUGAAAGUGAUGAACAGAAAGGGCGUAAACUUCGUUGCUUAUAUGUCUUUUCAAAGUUACAGUCAGAUAUGGGCAUAUCCUUGGGGAUACACACAGGACACAUUAAAAGAUGCACAAGAUCUCAGAAAUGCUGCUAAUGUAGGAGCAGCUGCGAUAUUUUCUAAGAGCAAAAAGAUAUACAGAGUGAACCAAUCUGCCCUUUUUCCAGAAUUUGGCCUAAUUGCUGGAGCCUCAGAUGAUUAUGCAAGAGGUGGAGCAAAUAUCAAAUACUCUUAUACAAUUGAACUUAGGGAUACAGGAGAGAAAAAAUUCUUUCUACCUGCAUCAGAAAUCACUCCUAACGGCGAAGAAAUACUGGAGGGAGUUAAAGCUUUUGCUAACUACAUCUACAAGCCUCGAAGAAAAAACUAUUAUUAUAAUAAAUGGUAA